AUGUCGACCGUUCAGCUCUCCUUCUCUCUUCGCGUUUCUUCUGGCGUCAAGUCCGUCCAUUUGCUUGGUUCCUGGGACAACUACGUCGGCCAACUCCCGCUCUCCAAGGACAAGUCUUCCUCCAAGUCCGGUUCGUGGAAGGGCACCUUCAGAUUUCAGGGCAAUCUCGAGGCUGGUCAGCGCUACUGGUACUACUACAUCAUCGAUGGGUACCAUGUCUCGCACAACCCCAGUGAGGCUUCGACCGUCGAGCCCACUACCGGCCGAGAAUUGAACAUUCUUGACGUCCCCAAGGACAAGUCUUCCAAGUCUUCCAAGUCUCACAGCUCCAGCAAGAGCUCGUCGAAGCACUCCUCGUCAAAGGACUCCAAGCACAGAUCGUCGAAGCGUGGCUCCCUCGCCGUCGACAUCCCCAAGGGCCGUCCUCUCUCCACAUCGCAGAUCAAGGCACCAAAGCCAAUUUCUCCCCAUGCUACCCGUCACAUCCUCGAUGCUGACUACUGCGACGAGGGCACCAUCGACGAGCUCACCGCCCGCUUCGGCAGCACUGGCUUCGAGGAGGAGUACAUCAACGACUUCUCCAGCUCGCCCGUCUCUUCCAGCGGCUCCAGCCUGUCCUACCGCUCCGACAGCUCCUCGCCAAGCUCAUCGCUCUCCGGCUACAGCACUCCCAGCUCCGACUGCAGCAACUGCACCUGCGAGCGAUACGGCAUCACCCGCAAGGGCGACCGUGUCAAGAUCGACUGCGGUGGUGCCCGAUGUGGCUACAGCGAUUCCGAGAGCUGCUCCAGUGGCGACGAGUCCGAGGAGGAGUACUACUCGCACAGCGCCCGCCGCAACGGCAUGGUUGUGCGAGCGUGA
Messenger RNA from Neoarthrinium moseri, 861 nucleotides. RefSeq lists its product as uncharacterized. The coding region runs from base 1 to 861 and encodes 286 amino acids. The record is from RefSeq and is a predicted model, not a curated record. Lineage: Eukaryota; Fungi; Ascomycota; Sordariomycetes; Amphisphaeriales; Apiosporaceae. The transcript has a single exon.